AUGGUGAUCGCAAGAAGACAUUUCCAAGUGUCGAGGGGAACUGAACGCACAACAGUUGUGAACUCGAGACCCCCCUCGAGCCAAACUCGAGAUGGUGCUCAGAAUGCCAGUCUCGGCCCACCUGCACGUUGGGCCACUUUUGCCAAAUCAGACAGCUCAGGUGGCCCAAUAAAUGCAGAAAGCCGGCUUCAGGUGAGCCUGCACUCACCGCCUCCAGACAAUCGGCUGGAAGCAGAACUAUCCAGUCUUCUGGGUCUGAUCAUCUUCACCGGAGGAGACAAUAAAAUUGGUGCAAGUGUUGCAAGGAAAAAGGUUGUCAAAACAUCUCUUGAAUGA
This is a messenger RNA of Protopolystoma xenopodis, 336 nucleotides long. Lineage: Eukaryota; Metazoa; Platyhelminthes; Monogenea; Polystomatidea; Polystomatidae. The record is from the annotation of a GenBank genome assembly.